AAACAGGGUGUGUCGGGUCUGAAUAAUCUUGUGUUUCAAAAGGGAGGGAAACAUCCUGGAAAGGGGGGGGGGGGCACCUCCCAGUCAGGUGUGUCUUUUCCCUCUUCUCCCAUUUUACUCUCGUAAUACUUCGACAUUGUUAGUAGAUCAAACAUUGUUACAGUAUGACAGAGUCGGCUGAAGCUGUGGCAGGUGAUGUGACCAGCAAGAGAAGCGUGACGAUUGAAAUCUCAAACAUCACCAAUAACUACUGCCUUAUCAGUCCCAAAGCCUACCUUGACAAUGGAGAGGUGUUCAACCCGCCUCAACCGACGGUGCGCCCCCUAAAGACGGAGGUGUGCACCUUUACCAAAUCUCGUGGAAAAGCAACGGGCAGCGUAGGUGUCCUGACUUACGAUCUCUUCGAGAGGUCCCAGAAUGACUACAUAGAGACCCUGGCCAUCAUGUUUUCAGUUCCCUGGGACUACAACCUGUACAAGAACUGGUUUGCGGUGGGCAUCUAUAAAAAGGGUCGUAACUGUGAUGAGGCUUUGUUCAAAGAAAUGUACUAUGAGAAGAAACAGCUUGAGCAUGGUUUUGUCAGAGGUGAAGCCAAUGGCUCAGGAAUCAAUUAUAUCGGUAAUUUUCUUGACAUCAAAGCUACCAUGUGUCCCAUGGGCAACUCCAUCAUGAAAGUGGAGAUAUGGGACAAGCUUUUCACAUCCAUGGGGCAGCAAUCUUAUUAGAACACCUCACAGUUACAGAAACCUUUAAGAGAAUUUGUUGUUGUUUUUUUGCAGACUUCUUAAAAUAAAGACAGCAUUAGCUGUCCUGGAACCGA
Cyprinodon variegatus (sheepshead minnow) is the source of this 820-nucleotide messenger RNA. RefSeq names its product DELTA-stichotoxin-Hcr4a-like (gene apnl). Gene Ontology annotation, biological process: pore complex assembly; monoatomic cation transport; cytolysis in another organism. Gene Ontology annotation, molecular function: channel activity. The transcript has 3 exons. Lineage: Eukaryota; Metazoa; Chordata; Actinopteri; Cyprinodontiformes; Cyprinodontidae. The coding region runs from base 165 to 725 and encodes 186 amino acids. The record is from RefSeq and is a predicted model, not a curated record. Gene Ontology annotation, cellular component: pore complex.